UCUUUUUUGUAAUUUGUGUGUGUUCUUUUUUGGGUGAAUUUCCCCAAUCAUCCUUUGAAAAUAAAAAUUUUCUUUUAUAAGGGUCUCUUUCUUCUUCCCCCAUUGAUUUCCUCUAAAAGAGGUUGCCAUUGCCAUCACUUUUGCUUCUCCAUUUCCUCCAUUGAUGUGUGAUUUCAACACAACUUUGUUUACACAGAAAUGGGGUUUCUUGAUUCUUUGUUUGGAAGAGAUUCAAGAAAGUUUAUCAAAAGAAAAGAUAGCGAUGCUGGUGAAGCAGAAGUUCUCAUACUCUAUAAAUCCACAGGCCGAGCGCUCGAAGAAAUCAGAGGUUCGCUUUAUAAUGAACUUCGAACUUCUGAUGGGGCGAAACGGCAACAGCAGCGAUAUUGCGGACCUGUUGUGGCAAUGACAUUCAAUUUCAUGGUUGCUGUUGGAAUUAUAAUGGCAAACAAAUUAGUAAUGGGAAGAGUUGGAUUUAACUUUCCAAUAUUUCUCACAUUAAUACAUUACACUAUUGCAUGGUUUUUACUCGCAAUUUUCAAGGCACUUUCUUUGCUUCCUGUUUCCCCUCCUACCAAAACCACUCCUUUCUCUUCUCUUUUCUCCUUAGGUGUUGUCAUGGCUUUUGCUUCAGGUCUUGCCAAUACAAGUCUAAAGCAUAACAGUGUUGGAUUCUACCAGAUGGCUAAAAUUGCAGUAACUCCCACAAUUGUUUUUUCAGAGUUCAUACUCUUCAAGAAAACCAUUUCUUUUAAAAAGGUAUUGGCUUUGUCUGUCGUCUCCAUCGGUGUUGCGAUUGCAACCGUAACAGAUUUAGAGUUCAACCUAUUCGGCGCCUUGAUAGCAAUUGCUUGGAUAAUCCCAAGUGCCAUAAACAAAAUACUUUGGUCGAAUCUGCAACAACAAGCGAGUUGGACGGCAUUAGCGUUGAUGUGGAAAACUACACCAAUUACAAUAUUUUUCUUACUUGCUCUCAUGCCUUGGCUGGAUCCACCAGGAGUUUUAUCUUUUAAAUGGGAUCUUAGUAGUUCAACUGCUAUUUUGACAUCAGCUCUUCUUGGUUUUCUCUUGCAAUGGUCUGGAGCUUUGGCACUUGGUGUUGUUGUUCAAUUUUGUGCAGUGCAACCUCUGCAACAUCUCAUGUUGUUUUGGGACAGUUCAAGACUUGUGUGAUUCUGCUUGGAAGCUAUUUUGUUUUUGGGUCCGAUCCCGGGUUCGUCAGCAUUUGCGGAGCGAUUACAGCACUCGGUGGAAUGUCUGCUUACACAUCCCUUAACCUGCGGCAACAACUUGACAACAAGCAACAACUUCCAAAGCAUAACUUGGCGAUACCGAAAACCGAAGACAGCAUCGUUGAAGAUGCUCCAAAGUCAGAUGUACAAAAUUCUGAUGUUGCUGUAUAGAGAUUUUGAAUGAACCAUUUGAGUUAUCAUGAGUUCGAUCUAAAGGUUUUUUUUGUUUUCUUUUUAAUGGUAAAUUGAGGGUAGUAAAUAUCUUUC
Molecule: messenger RNA, 1499 nt
Organism: Cucumis melo (muskmelon)
Lineage: Eukaryota; Viridiplantae; Streptophyta; Magnoliopsida; Cucurbitales; Cucurbitaceae
Exons: 7
Coding region: 199-1173 (324 amino acids)
Cellular component (GO): Golgi apparatus
Molecular function (GO): antiporter activity; UDP-xylose transmembrane transporter activity
Source: RefSeq, a predicted model, not a curated record